Tribolium castaneum (red flour beetle) is the source of this 1769-nucleotide messenger RNA. It is a transcript of the gene Rlip, whose product is annotated as Ral interacting protein. Gene Ontology annotation, molecular function: small GTPase binding; GTPase activator activity. The record is from RefSeq and is a predicted model, not a curated record. NCBI's taxonomy places the organism in Eukaryota, Metazoa, Arthropoda, Insecta, Coleoptera, Tenebrionidae. The coding region runs from base 143 to 1723 and encodes 526 amino acids. The transcript has 6 exons. Gene Ontology annotation, biological process: small GTPase-mediated signal transduction.
AGCACCUGUCAUAUUACACCACUCAGAUGACUUGAUUUGUGUUGUUUCUGUUUUAUCCCAGCUUAACAUGCUUAGCAACAAAUUCCCUUGGGAAAAUAGUGUCAUAAUUAUUUAUUAAAAGUUCAAACCCAACCGUGUCAAUAUGGAUUUUGAUAGCCCCGACGUAAUGAAGGAUUUCCCAGGCUUGUACGCAUCCGAAUUAAAUAAGCAGUGCAAUAACGACAGCGACUAUAGUGACGAAAAUGAGAAAGUCUUGAAAAAGGACAUUCUCAUCGGAAAACGCAAAGAGAAGAAGGAUAAAGACAAAGGUUAUGCCGCUUUAGAAGGCGAAAGUUCAGCUGAUGAAAAUUUCAAGUCGAGAAGCCCGUCGAAAACAAAAAAAGCCAAACCGUUCAAAUUCUCCACCAAAGCCAAAGAAAAACGGGACAAAUCCCGCGAAAAAGAGAAAGAUCUCGACAAGAAGAAAGACCGGGAUAAGAAGAAUGACAAGAAGCAGGACAAGGAGAAAGUCAAGAGUGAGAAAACGAAGAAACUCAAACAGUCAAUUGACGAGACCGCUGACAUCGGCGAUAUUUUACCGAUUUUCGGGGCUAGUUUAGACGUGGCUGUUGAGAGGAGCCGGUGCCAUGACGGUGUAGACAUUCCUUUACCCAUUCGGGAAUGUAUAGACUAUGUAGAAACCGUAGGUAUGUCGUUCGAAGGCAUAUACAAAAUCAGCGGAACAAAAUCAAAAGUUCUCCAAAUACGUAAAAUGUACAAUCAGAGGGGCAAUAUCAAUUUAAAUGACUACGACCCUCCAACCGUCACAAGUUUAGUAAAAACCUAUUUAAGAGAUUUACCAGAACCACUUUUUACAAACGACCUUUUAAUACGUUUCGAGGAAGCCGGAGCCAUCCUUAAUCUCAACACUCGCGAAAAACACUUAAAAAUUUUAGUGGACCUUUUACCUCCCCACAACAAAACGCUCCUCGGCUGGCUCAUCACCCAUUUACACAACGUUUCUCUGAAUGAAAAAUGCAACAAAAUGAACAAACAAGCCAUUUCCACAGCCCUCAACCACACCUUCCACUGCUCCUCGCGCCUCCUCCACGCCCUGCUCCACCACUGCCUCGCGCUCUUCCCCACAAUCACAAUCGCGCGCUACGUGCCCCCUCUCGAGUCCGGGGCCAAGCUCCCCGAGGAGCCCCCCGAGAUCGAGACGGAGCUCAAGAAGCAGGAGUCGCUCCUCACCCAGAUCCACAAGGAGAUGAACGUCUGCUGCAUCUCGAAGCAGCGCGAGGAGCUCCUCUGGGAGGUGCAGAGGAUCAUCACGCAGCUGAAGCGCAAGCUGAAAACGGCGAACCGCGACAAGGAAGCGGUCGAGAAGGUGGAAGCCCCCGAGCCCGAGGCGCAGCCCGAGGAGGCGGCCAGCGAGGAGGAGUCGGAGCUGGACGGCAGCGUCGCGCUGCUGAAGUUCAAGAACGAGGGGCUGCUGCUGCUCAGAGACUCGCUCCUGAAGGACAUCCAGGCGGAGCGCGGCCAGAUCGCCGUGCUGCGCUCGCAGAUCACGGGGGAGGUGCCGCCCGUGGCGAUGGUGCCCAACGAGGACCUGGACGAAGUCAUGGACCUGUUCCUCAAGGAGAACCAAAUUUUGCAAAUCAAGAAGAUCAACUUGGUCCGCCAGAUCAUCGAGGAGCAGGAGAUGUGCAUCGAGCUGAGAGCGCAGAUUUUAGCCAAGUCGUAAUGUGUCCAGUAUUAUUGUAACUGUAUAUAAUAAAUGUUCAAAUUGA